Neodiprion fabricii is the source of this 2307-nucleotide messenger RNA. RefSeq names its product general transcription factor IIE subunit 1 (gene TfIIEalpha). Gene Ontology annotation, biological process: transcription initiation at RNA polymerase II promoter; transcription open complex formation at RNA polymerase II promoter. Gene Ontology annotation, cellular component: transcription factor TFIIE complex. The coding region runs from base 162 to 1463 and encodes 433 amino acids. The record is from RefSeq and is a predicted model, not a curated record. NCBI's taxonomy places the organism in Eukaryota, Metazoa, Arthropoda, Insecta, Hymenoptera, Diprionidae. The transcript is spliced from 8 exons.
ACCUCGUGAUUUCCCCAUGAAUGAAUAUAUUCGUAACCAAAUUAAAUCUACGAUUUAUUGCCGGAGGAACGGUAAAGCGGCGAUGCAAACGAAGAAAAUAUUAAAUAAAGUGAAUUGCGUAUACGUGGUGAUCACGAUCUGUGAACAGAUUCUUUUAGCGAAUGAUCCUAAGAACGAAGAAUGCCGUCAAUGGCAGAGAAAUGAGUGGGGAGGAAAGAUUUGUCACCGAAGUGCCUAGCAGUUUGAAACAACUAGCACGGCUUGUUGUUCGCGGUUUUUAUACCAUAGAGGAUGCCUUAAUCGUUGACAUGCUGGUCAGAAAUCCCUGUAUGAAGGAGGACGACAUAUGCGAGCUGCUAAAAUUCGAGCGAAAAAUGUUGAGAGCUAGAAUAUCUACGCUAAGGAAUGACAAAUUCAUUCAAGUUAGACUUAAGAUGGAAACUGGAUCUGAUGGAAAGGCGCAGAAAGUGAACUACUAUUUCAUCAAUUACAAGACUUUUGUCAACGUUGUCAAGUACAAGUUGGAUCACAUGCGUAAGAAAAUGGAAACGGAAGAACGAGACGCGACCAGCAGAGCCAGCUUCAAGUGCACAAAUUGUCUUAAGACUUUCACGGACCUUGAGGCAGAUCAACUCUUUGAUAUGACAACAGACGAGUUCCGAUGUACUUAUUGUCGGAACAUCGUUGAGGAAGAUCAAUCUGCUCUUCCGAAAAAAGACUCCAGGCUACUUCUGGCAAAAUUUAACGAACAAUUAGAGCCACUCUACAUUCUGCUGCGAGAAGUCGAGGGUAUAAAAUUGGCACCUGAAAUUCUCGAGCCUGAACCUGUUGACAUCAAUACCAUACGAGGCAUCGAUACGAGGAAGCAAACUGGGCUUCGUGCUCCGGGUGAACAAUGGUCAGGAGAGGCGACGAGGUCGUCUGGAUUUGCUGUCGAAGAUACGAGAGUGGAUGUUACCAUCGGCGAUGAAUCGGCCAAUGAUAACACUGCCAAUCGUAGAAAAGAGAGGCCGAUUUGGAUGAUGGAAAGCACUGUGGUAAACACAGAUGGAUCGCAGACGGACGUGGUUGGAGGCCAGGACAGUAUUCUUGAUAAGGCUGCAACGAACGCGACGAAUGCAACGAACGCAACGAAUAAACAGGGCGAAGACAUAAUGUCGGUGCUACUGGCGCACGAGAAAAAAGGAGGGACUAAUGCUGCCAAUGCCAUUAAGACUGUAAUACCUCAAGAAUCUAGCGACAGUAGCGAUAAUGAGGAUGUUACGGAGAUACAGGCUAUCGAUAUGGGUGAUGUAGAGACGAUGGAUUCAGAGGACGACGACUUGGUGCCCACGGUUAGUGUGGGAGGAAAAACAGUUUCAAUUACAGAUAUCAAUGACACUUUGAUUGCCGAUAUGACACCGGCAGAGAAAGAAGCUUACAUUCAAACGUAUCAAGAAUAUUAUUCGCACAUGUACGAUUAGUCUGAAAACAGCUUGCGAGAGUUAUAUUUUUAAAUUAAAUUGUACGAUGACUGUGAAUUUACACACAUAUACGUGGAGUAUGAGAAUAUUUUGUAUAAGUAUGAAUAUAAUAAAAAUCCAUUGUUCACAGCUCCGUGUUUUGUAAUUUGCCUUUAACAGCUGACUCAUGUGAUACUGAGCUAUAAUUGCCAUGAAAGACUGGUCAAAUUUAAGAAUUUAUUAACAUACUUGAAACCUAAUAUACAAUAAUAUCAAUCCAAUAACAUGUGGAAUUAACGAUAAAUUGAUGAAGAAAAUAUAUUGAAUACGUGAUAAUAAAUAACACUGAAUUAUUAACAAUAAAAGAACUAAAAUAAUUAAUCAAUAAUAAUACAUGUCACUUCUGGUAAGAACGGGAAAUAUCAUUAUUUAUAUUAUAUUAAAUGUUUUUCUUUCCCUACCAACUUCUUAUGUAAGCACUGGAUAAUAAGUAAAACUUACUUGGGGAUAUCUUUUUUUUUGCUCGUCUAUUUCAAAAUUUUUGCUCGACCACCACAAUCGAACCCAAAUUUGGGGAUGAUAGAACAAGGAUUUUCUGCAUAUUUUUCGUUUUUUUUUCUUUUUAUCAGUUUUUUCGAUAAUUCAAUAGGUAAUAAUUUUAUCGUAAACAAGUUAUUUGAGGUAACUUUAUGUACAUUAUAACUUGACUUACGAGACUUGAUAUAUCACUCUACAAUUUGGUUUAUAACUACUUACUUUUCAUUGCUUGCUUUGAAAAGAACCCAAGCAUCGCAUAAUAUCACACAAGCAAUGGCAUCGCGCAUCGUUUUUCCCCCUCAAUAAUUUUUCUUCACGUCCUAUACAU